This is a messenger RNA of Raphanus sativus (radish), 932 nucleotides long. RefSeq names its product COBRA-like protein 5. NCBI's taxonomy places the organism in Eukaryota, Viridiplantae, Streptophyta, Magnoliopsida, Brassicales, Brassicaceae. Bases 188 to 808 code for a protein of 206 amino acids. Gene Ontology annotation, cellular component: plasma membrane. Gene Ontology annotation, biological process: plant-type cell wall cellulose biosynthetic process; cellulose microfibril organization. The transcript has 4 exons. The record is from RefSeq and is a predicted model, not a curated record.
GUGAAGUCAAAGUCUACGCGUAGAUCUUUCUUCUUACAAAACUCUCUCUCCAUCCAUCGUUACUACAAGAAUGGUAUUCAGUGUGUUACAUGAAUACAGCUGUGUGCAGAUCUGUAAUGAAGUCAAAGUCGACGCCUAGAUCUUUUCUUCUUAUUGACUUCUCUCUCUCCCCAUUGUAACCACAAGAAUGGAGUCUCUCUUCUCCGGCAUGAUCAUCCUCCUCUUGGUUUCCUUUUCCUGCUUCACUUCUUCAGAAGCUCUCACCAGCAACAAGGGAAACAUCACAAUCAAAUGGGAUCUCAUGCACUGGACACCUGAUGGUUACGAAGCUGUGGUUACAGCUUACAACAACCAGAAACAACGGUCAAUUCCGUCACCUGGAUGGAAAAUGAGCUGGAGAUGGGCCCAAAAAGAGGUGAUAUGGAGUAUGGUUGGUGCAAAAACCAUAGAGCAAGGAGACUGUUCCAUGUACAAAGGUAACAUCCCUAAAUCAUGUGUUCGUAAACCAACAGUCAUUGACAUGCGUCCUGAAACUCCUUACAACCAGCAUAUAGCUAACUGCUGCAAAGGAGGUGUUUUGAAAGCCGGUUCAGCAAGUUCAUUCCAGAUAACCGUUGGUCCUGCUGGUACCUCAAACAGUACUGUUCGGAUGGCGGUGAACUUCAUGUUCACAGCACCUAAACAACAGUAUAUUUGUGGACCGGCUAAGAACGUUAUGCGGACGAAGUUUAUAACCGCUGACGGAAGGAGAACCACAAGUGCCCUGAUGACCUGGAGAAUUACUUGCGCCUUCCACAAGGCAACAUGAAACCUCGCGAGUCUAUAAAGGAAACAUCUCAUAAUUAAAAGUCUUAUCUUCAAGAUUUUUUAUUGUUUUAUAUUUUCAUGUAUGGUUUAUGUUUUAAGGAAAUAAGCAACACUACUUUGAUUGA